UAUAGUAUAUUAGCAAGUUUUACAAGGAAACUGUAAGCAGAUAGUUACUAACAUUGUUUUCAUGUCGCCGAAUAUUUUACUGGUUUUGAAUUCGACAGAGCUUUUUCUUUUAACAUUAGUCGAUUUUCGCUGGUCUCUUUAUUCUAUGGAGGUAAGAAAAGCCUCUCAAAGUCCUUUCAUCCAAAAAGACACGGGAAACAUACUGAGGGGUAAGAACAGGGGUGCAGGGACGACAACUGUUGCAUUGCUACAAGCCAUCAGACAUAUCAGCAGUAUAUUGAUUACGCAGUGGCCAAUGUGACGAUGGCGUUGAGCUUUUUUUCUGGCGCGUGAUUUUUCAUGCCAUUUACUGUUGUCGACAUUGCCGCGAUUACCUGUGGUGGUUGACUCUUUGGAGGUUUUUCUCAGCUCUCUUCGGACUGCCUGUGCCCAUCAUUCGAGGUAUUGACCACCUGUGGAAGUAAUCGCAUUACGGUCAGUGCGAGACGCAGGUUAACAAAAAUCACAAUAUGAGCUAGUGAGAGCCCACGAUUGUCGCUUCGAGCGUUGUUAUUCGGCCAUUACGCGCGGGUCUUUGCUGCCGCGCGGGACAUGGACGAGACGCUUAAAGCACCACUUGGAGCCAGUUCAGCAGCUCCCUCGGAAAAGGAACGAGAAAGUAACCAGGCGCAACUGAAUAAGUUAUCGGAGGAGUGCCUCACGCGACAGCCUGAUGAAGUUUUUGACCUUCUAUGCAAGCUCGGCGAGGGAAGUUAUGGCUCGGUAUACAAGGCUCUGCAUAAAGAGUCCGGCCAAGUAUUGGCGAUCAAGCAGGUGCCGGUCGAUACCGACCUGCAAGAGAUCAUUAAAGAGAUCUCUAUCAUGCAACAAUGCGACUCGCCUUUCGUGGUUAAGUAUUAUGGGAGCUACUUCAAGGGGAGCGACCUGUGGAUUGUGAUGGAGUAUUGUGGCGGGGGUAGCGUUUCUGAUGUAAUGCGGAUUCGCAAAACCACGCUGCAGGAGGACGAGAUAGCCACUAUCCUCUGCGACACUCUCAAGGGGCUCGAGUACCUGCACCAAAGGCGAAAAAUCCACCGCGACAUUAAAGCUGGUAACAUAUUGCUAAACUCUGAAGGCCACGCCAAGCUAGCAGAUUUUGGCGUGGCUGGGCAGCUCACAGACACAAUGGCUAAACGGAACACAGUGAUAGGCACUCCAUUUUGGAUGGCGCCUGAGGUAAUCCAAGAAAUCGGCUAUGACUGCGGAGCUGACAUCUGGUCGUUGGGUAUUACGGCUUUGGAGAUGGCUGAGGGUAAACCGCCGUACGGAGAUAUCCAUCCAAUGCGGGCUAUCUUCAUGAUACCGUCUAAGCCGCCACCAUCGUUUCGUGACCCUGACAAGUGGAGUCCAGAACUUAUUGAUUUUGUGUCCCGUUGCCUCGUCAAAAAUCCCGAGGAACGGGCUACGGCCAGCGAGUUAUUACGUCAUCCAUUUAUUAUACAAGCGAAGCCAGUUGCGAUUUUGCAGAAGAUGAUUGCUGAAGCUAGUCGGCUUCAGGAAGAAAAGAACAAUCAACUGGAUGGAAAUGGGACAAAUGACGAUGAGGUUGAUGACAGCACGCUCGUGCCAGAACGGAACAACAAUGAUACAUCAAGCGCUGCUAACGACAUCGCUGCUCCAGUUGGUUCGAAAACAGAUGUUACUGACAGUGCGCAGGAUUCAAGUACUAGUGAAACGUUUUCGCGCGUUGAGCACCACAGCGCCACGCUUAGUGAUGUAGAGAGCAACAUUGGCACGCUAGUUAUUAAUGACGAAGAGAACGACUCGACAAUGCGGGACCGGGAGCCGUAUCGACCUUAUUUCCUUGAUCAUUUUGAGCGCAAACAGCAACAGCUUCAGCAGCAGCAAGUGAAUUCAAAGACGAUUACGCUGCCUAGCAACUUACGCGGCAUGACAGGUGGAUUGACGGCUGACACUAAAACGGCUUCUGCAGAAGAUGAGCUCCAACGACGGCUAGCGUUAAUUUCGGCGGGACUAGGGUUAGCUGGUCCCGGAACCGGCGCUGUAGUGCCCUGUGACAGUGAAACACAGACCUUUGGUCCAGCCGUCGCCGGUCUAGAUAUGCCCGCCAUUGGCGCACAUCUCGACCUUGAGAUGCAGCUCAAAGUGCUAAGCUUUGACGAGCUGCAGGCAAGGAUGGCGGCCCUCGAUACAGAGAUGGAACGCGAGAUCGAGGAACUCCGUCGACGCUACCAAGCCAAACGACAACCGAUUCUAGAUGCCAUGGAUGCGAAGAAGCAUCGACAGCAAAACUUUUAGCUGUGGGAAAUAACUGUUUCAUUGGUGUAUGGCGUAGCCAAACACUCUAGUCAAACGACGCGGCAUAAUUCAUGGGACAAAUGAAAAAAACACUGAGAAUGUGAUCCUUUUAGGUGGGACAGUGCUAUAAGAAGGGGGGUAGCGUCGUUUUCAGCUUGAAAAGCGGCUUUUCACUGCAAGAUCAUAGUUUUCGAAGCUCAUGAUAAAGGGGAGGGCACAAGAGGUGCAGAGUGGUGGAUUCUAUCAUCAACCAUUAUUCAACAAGGACCCAUGUAGUGAGACAGGUCUUGGCUAACAAUAAUCUAGCCAGCGAGCUAGCAAAGGUUAGGAAAUACGAAAAAAAGACAAAACUACAAGACAGGACCUAAUAGGGAGUUCAAUUCGCACUGCUCGGAUGUGACAGAGCUGGCAAUGUGCCUUACGCACGCGGGUUCUAAGCACUACAGCGGGGGUGGGUUAGCCCUAAACAUCCGAGGCAAACAUGAAGCUGUAAUACUGCUGAGCUUAUUGUUGCAAGAAUGGUCUUUACGGCCUCCACGCCACUAUUUCUACGUUGCCUGUUUCUUUCCUAUUCCGCCCUUGCUUCUUUUGCCUUGCGGGCGGCGCAAAUUGUAGCACCCUCGCGAAGCGUCUUAGAUUUGUCGUCGCUACAAGGCGAUUAAAUUGUUGAAAGUCCCAGUUGGUAGGGUUAGUUGUUUACUGGAGAUUCGACGCAGUAGUCGGUUGCAGAAAGGAAUCGUUGUCAAUAGUAAGUACAUUGGACAAAAUGCCAGUUAAUUAAUGUCAGUUGGUGCCUAUGAUAAAAGUUUGAUGGUUUGACUAUAGUCCAAGGCCCGCUAAAGGUUUGAAAAAAGGCGGUCAGGAAGAGAAGUGUUCGAAAGUAUAACAGAAAUGCCAGGUAGAAUCAAGUCGAUGCAUUAUAUAUGUGUCAAAUUCUACCAAAUAUUGUACAAAGAGUGAGAAAGCGAUGUAGCAACAAGUUUUUUACAAUUAGUAUUGCAUUACGAUAUUAUUAUUAUUAGUACUAUCAUGAUUACCAUCCUCGCACUACAACGUACACUUUCAGCUCAGAUUGAAAUCCGUACGACCGUUUAACGAUUAAUACAAGUCAAAUAUUCGAUUAGAAAUUUGUGCUGAAUUGUCAACCAUUAAAUUAUUACUGGGAAACAGUCUCUUAUCAUCAUUCAUGGUUAUGUGAACGUAACUAUCCUAAAAUCAGGAUAAUUAACUUUUACAGUCAGCAAUAGAACUCCGGAAAUUUCGAUAUAACCUAUUCAGCGUUCACGUAUUGGAUACAGAAUUCAGGCGACAACAUUGUGAGCUCUUUCUAUCAAGACGCGCGAAGGUAAUGUAGGUUCCCUAUCACGACAAUGAAUGAAUGCAAUGAAAUCAUACUAGAAACAGUCGGACCCACAUCCGUUUGCUGAGUGAGUUCUGGGAGCCGUCAGUGAUCCACUUGAGAAGGAACAGCCAUCAAGUGAUUCAAUUUUGCUGUCUUAAUAUGCAGUUGACAGUCGGGUAGAUCAAUAGUAAAUAACAGCCAUAAUGAAAAGACGCUAAUAUAAAGGUCGUGCUAUCCAUACAUAACUAAUAAUUAAACCUAGUGUCAACAAGAAUACUUCAAGGCAGGAACGCGUGUUUAUGUAUAGAAAUAAAAAAUAUAUAAUGUAUAUCAAUAGACACUCUUAGGGGAGGAGCGAACUGUAGCACCGUUUCGUGACCCUGGUCAUUUCAGUGGUGAGCAGGAGAUCAAAACGAAUGAAUGGAAGAGCAUACCAAUAAAUCGUUGCUAAGGUGUUAUCGACAAACA
Varroa destructor (honeybee mite) is the source of this 4108-nucleotide messenger RNA. RefSeq names its product serine/threonine-protein kinase hippo (gene hpo). Gene Ontology annotation, cellular component: cytoplasm. Lineage: Eukaryota; Metazoa; Arthropoda; Arachnida; Mesostigmata; Varroidae. The record is from RefSeq and is a predicted model, not a curated record. Gene Ontology annotation, biological process: signal transduction; protein phosphorylation; protein tetramerization. Gene Ontology annotation, molecular function: protein serine/threonine kinase activity; ATP binding.